Saccostrea echinata is the source of this 2125-nucleotide messenger RNA. Its product is annotated as sodium- and chloride-dependent GABA transporter 1-like. Gene Ontology annotation, cellular component: membrane. The record is from RefSeq and is a predicted model, not a curated record. Gene Ontology annotation, biological process: sodium ion transmembrane transport. The coding region runs from base 60 to 1880 and encodes 606 amino acids. The transcript has 14 exons. NCBI's taxonomy places the organism in Eukaryota, Metazoa, Mollusca, Bivalvia, Ostreida, Ostreidae.
ACAGCGCAUAUGCUUCAGAGCUCCAGUAUCUAUUUUUAUCUUUAACGACAGAAAAGAUCAUGGAGGCUACUUUGAUGAGCGGACCAAGCUCAUCAAAAUGGAACAUGCUUCAGUAUGCCAUGGUUUCCUGCUACUCCAUAGGAUUACACGCCAGCAUCUCACUUCCAUUUUAUAUUGUGAAAUAUUCAGUGACAUUCCUGCUGGCUCAUUACAUUAUGUUGUUGUCAUUCUGUGUGCCAGUAUGUUAUGUUCAGAUGAAGCUUGGUGCUAUCUACCGACAGAACAUCUUUGGAAUCUUCAGCCUAUUAGUGCCUAUCCUUAAAGGUUGUGCCAUUGCGAUACUGAUUUUUUCCUACAUCAGGUGCCUGACUGGAAGCUUAGAACUCAGUUAUUGUCUAUACUACGCCUUCGCAUCAUUUGUAUUUCCCUAUGAUGAUUCCACGCAUCCAAAUCACUGGGAGAGGUCUGGACACCAGAUGCCCAUAGUAUUUUUCAAGCAGAAAUUUCUGCAGAUAUCUGAUGGUCUCUCAGAGGGAGGACAUUUGGUGUGGUAUAUAGCACUGGCUCUACUGAUCACGUGGUUUAUAGUAUACCUGUUAACCAUAAAGGAACCAUCUUUCAUUGCAAAGCUAGCCUGUGUCGUAGUGCCUACAGCACUUUCUCUCUUACUGGUGACCCUCAUCUAUGGCUGGGUGGUUCCUCUCCCUGGUGCCCCCUCAGAGAAAUUCAGUAGACUGGAAAUCAUUAAUGGAACCUUGACAUACCACGAAAGAGACCUCAACGAAGAGGAAAUAGAAAAGGAACUUCCUGUCUGGAACAUUUCUCUCAGCAAACUCUACUCACCUCAGCCAUGGAUGAAUUCGCUGCUUCUUCAUAUCUAUUCACUGGGACUUUGGUCUGGAGUCAUACCAACCUUAGGGGCUCAUCUCUACAACAAACAAGACACAAUUGUUCGUGCCAACGUGGUUUUAUUGGUUGUGUAUGGUCUGUUUCCUGUGGUAUUUGGUAUAGCAUCUAUUCCUUACAUUUCAACCAAUUCAGGUUAUGGCAUGUUUGAGUAUGGAGAGAGACUAAAGCCAGGUCUUGAUCUCCUCCUUCUUGGAAUGUUUGGUAAAAUUCGCCACGUACCUGGAAUUGCUCUGUGUUUGUAUCUUGGAAUCUAUCUGUUUGGAAUACUUCAUAUGACGUUACAUCUGCUGGUUGUGUGGGAUGCUCUUUUGACGUCAUUUCCUGCGUUUCUCCUGCAAUUCUUCAGGAAGAGGUCCAUUUUAGUGGCAAUAUUAUGUUUUCUCUCCUUUGUGUUCUGUAUUCCGUACUGUUUUCAGGGCGGUGUGUACCUCUACAUGUUGGUCAGUAGUUAUCUGGAUCGUCUUAUCUUCACCGUGAUCAUUGUCAGUAUCGUCCCUACAGUCAUCGGAUACAUUAAGCAGAAUCUGGUGUAUUUACUGUUGGAGCGAGCGCUGAUGAGUCUUUGGCAUGGAUUGUCCUCCCUGGUAAUAGCGGCUAUGUUAAUUUACUAUUUUGCUGUUUACGUGUACCCCUACCCAGCCACCACUAGUGACCCACGCGCGAACAAUAAGGCAGACGAAGGUGGACAGUGUUUGGGAUGGUUCAUAGCUAUUGGACCAAUCGUUUUAGGUUUCAUUGUUGGUGCUUUUCAUGCUGUCUACACCGAAAAAGGCUCAUUCAAAGAAAGGUGCAUACGAGCAUUGAAAUCGGAGAGUUUACAGACAGCAGACAGCAGUUGCGAUUACGACAUGUAUGGGAAAACACCGCACACGUCAACUACAAAAUCUAACAGUGACGUCACUCUGUCUAAAAUAGACACGGAAGUUGUGGUAAAUACCCCUGGUCUGACUUCUGAGUUGGCCAAAGUAUGAUUUUUUCGGCUUUGAUAUCAAUGUUACAUAAUCAGAGAAUAUAUACUUGUUAUCAGCUUUUAUUUUUUCCCUGUACAAAUCGUUUAUCUCAUCAAGCUUUAUCAUCAAAAUAAUGAAACAUUGGCUUAAUUUACGCCAUAUAUGUCAAUUAUGCGAUCGAACUUUCAGAUUUGUCUUUUUAAUUUUGUGAAUUUAUUUCAAUUUUCAAAACACUAACUGUUUUUCUUUGCUAAAACUACACCCCU